UCUUCGCUGAAAUAGAGAUGAAACCGACUUUCCUUGGGCGUAAUAUCACUUCCGGUCAUUAUUCGUAAAAAAUAUCGGAAGUAUAUAAAAUACAGAGGUCUCGUCCUUUCUCAACCAAUCAGCGCGCUUGGCUGAAGAUAACCUCUACACAGCUUGAAAGAAUGCGCCAAAAGCCUCAGGAAAUUCUGACCUAGAACGCAAAGAUUGAAUGAAAUCCUCCGAGAAUCUAAAAGGAAUGGGUGCAUGAUUGAUUUAUGCUCCGAUUUCCAACAAGCUCCUAGAGAAAGAUACAAAUCAGGUGCCAGUAUCGAGCUAUUAUUCGCUUACUUUUACUACAACCCCGUCUGUCAUAAUGUCAGCGCUAAACAUUACUAAAAAGAUUAGAAGUAUUUGGAUAUCUUUUAUGAUUGUUACAAUAGCUUUACAAAGCUGUGAAGGUGAACUCUCAAGCGUAACUCGGCACACGCUUCGAUCAGACACGUUUGAAAUAGCGAAAACUUCAAAUGAAAGUUGUAUAUUGGAUUCUUGUGGCUAUUAUGGAGGAAUUCAGCGGCUUCUUACUUCAGCAACCGAACCAUUGCCCGUGAACCCGUGCCUUUGUGAGUGCGUUUCGCCACUCUCUACCUUAUACAGCAAAACCAGUAAAUGCACACGAGAUGAAGCGAUUCUUGCUGAUAAAGAUGUAAGAUGCAAUGUCUCUUUCAAAGAUGUACCAAAUGGUACCUUGAAAACACUUGAUUUAAGUGUGCGCCAGUCUCUUCUGCUAGACUACUCUGAGUCUUGUGAGAGCAUCGAGGAUGUCCAGUGGUCUUUUUACUCCAACUUGGCUUGGGUCAAUAGUACGGAGAGAGUCUUCAGAAUACGUGAGAGGAAGAGGGGGAAUGGAAGAAGAAGAAAUGUUAAAGUUCGCCUCCAGGUAUCACUUCAGGUUCAAAACUCCCCAACGAUAUAUGUUAGUGGUUUGCUCAUCAAAGUUACCUUCUCUUGUGUUAAAAAGAACCAAAAUACAGAGAAAUAUUGCUUGGUGUUCAAGGCUAAAGGCACUUACAAUUUUCCUUUAACAAAAUCGACAAAAUCCCAACCAGCGACAAUACCUGUUUCAACAACCAAGUUCCCUACUGAAGCUCAAACUACAGAAUAUUUGCAACCUACAAAAACGAGCUUGUCAUCAACAGCACCACCACACCCUACAGUUUAUCGUUUGCCAUCAACAGAGUCUAUAAACAAUUUUACUGAUACUGCUAUUUUGCCGACCACCAAAAGUCGGAAGCCUGCAGCUGGUUACCAUAGCGAUAAGUCAGGGAUCUGGAUAGCUGUCACUGCAGGGGUGGUAGCAGUGCUUUUGAUCUUGGUCAGUGGCAUAAUUCUAUAUUGCCUCAUCAGAAGACACAAGAAGAACUCCAGGAAAGGUGGCGGCAGAAGGGAACAAAGUCCAGCAGGGAAUAUUCCCAUGCAUGAGUAUGAAUAUGUACAGUACCCCGCCCUUGCCCGCCAGAAUGCUCCACAGACACAUUACGACUAUGCUGACUGUAAUGUGGCAAGUGGUCCAAUGUACGAGAGAGGACCUGGCAACAAGCUCAUCAUACGGACACCUGGACAAAGCAUGAGCUCACUCAACCGCUCAAACACCUCUAUGGAUGAAAGCUCACAUGGCGAGGUAAAACCUUCUGCACCGGCGUGGAUUGAAUCAUAUAAUAAGCACAAGCAAGCUUCUCGCUCCACUUUGGAUUCCAACGAACUUUAUGAGGGACGCGAUCCGGAGCAGAUAUCACCUCCUAGAGGGGAAUAUCAGGAGUUAAUCAAUGAUGGGGCAACUAAUGGGGCAGGUUAUACGCCUUUGAGGGAAUCGAAGAAAGAUAAGGGUGGUUACCAAGCAUUGUUGCGACCAAGUGAAGAGAUCGACCCGUCCGGUUAUGUGCACAUGCCAAGCGUCAAACGUCCCCACCCUCCCCCUAACACUCGCGAUAUCUCUGCCUCGUACGAAGAUAUGGAACGACCAGAACGCCCCCACCCGGAUGGGGGUAGCGAAUAUAUAACCAGUCCCAAAAAGGGUGGGGUCGGGGGAAGUGACUAUAUAACAGUCCUGCCUGAUAGCCCCAAAGGUGAGGGGGAUGCAGAUUCGAGUCCUGCUCCAAAGAGUCCGGACUACUUUGUUCUUGAAGGCCCGGACAGUGCGUCAUGUUAAGACAAGAUGUUUCAUAUAUAGAGAUUUAAAGAGGAAGCGGCUGAUGAUUUAGAAAAUCCCUGAUUCGCACCAGUCAGUAUGGUAACAAAGGGGAAAACUGAUGAAAAUUAUUCAGAACUAUAUAAGAAAUAAAUAAAGACGAUGGAAUCUCCCGGUCAGUAUGGUAACAAUGGAGAAAACGGAUUAAAAUUAUUCAGAACUAUAUAGGAAAUAAAUACAGACGGUGGAAUCUUUAUUACUCGAAUAUUUCGGUUAGCUCAAAUAUUUUUGUCGACUCGUCUAUAAAUUUUUAUUUUUAAUAGCUCGAACUAUACUGUAUUUCCCUUCUAGAUUCUGCGAUUCAACUGUAAUAAUGUAGAGGCAGAGAGUGAUAUUCGUUAAAAAGCUGGGUUCAAAUAUUUAUAUAUAUAUAUAUAUAUAUAUAUAUAUAUAUAUAUAUUUUUGUAAUAGUUGCCUUGGUCAAAUAAGGUCAAUGCAAUAAAGCACAGAUAAGCUAUAAUGAGGUCAAGGGUAAACUGUCUUAGGCCUAGAUUAAACGGCGUGCCAGGGUCGCAUUAUAGUGCCGCUCUAGAAAAGUUCGACAGAUAAUGCGAUGUUAGCACGCCGUUUAUUGCGCACGAAAUUGAAUUAAUGAGGAGGUCGCACCAACUUUCUGGAGCGGGUGGGCUAGUCGGAUAAUGCGACUAUGGUACGGCAAGGGAAUAAACGGUACUCCAAGGUCGCACCAGUCAUAACGAUUACAUUAUGCAGAUUAGUUUAUAAUCAAUGCAAAUCGUUUUGGUUGAACAAAAAUAAAAAAGGAGCUACCCGU
Messenger RNA from Nematostella vectensis (starlet sea anemone), 2996 nucleotides. RefSeq lists its product as uncharacterized. The record is from RefSeq and is a predicted model, not a curated record. The transcript is spliced from 8 exons. Lineage: Eukaryota; Metazoa; Cnidaria; Anthozoa; Actiniaria; Edwardsiidae. Bases 353 to 2185 code for a protein of 610 amino acids.